AUGGAGCAACGAAUAUUUAAGUUGAUUAGUUUAAUCGUGAUUAACACCAAUCAAGCAAAACAAUAGAAAAUGUUCAAUAAACUCUAUUUGAUUUACAAGAAUAAGACUGAAGAGAUUUACCAAUGAGUUUUGUAAAGGGAAAUUUCUCAGAACUUGAUAUUUAUCGAGAUAAUUUACUUAUCGACUCAUUGUAUUGUUAAGUAAACCUCUAAUCUGAUGAAAAUUUGUCAUCAAUAUUUAUCUUCCUGCUUUAUAUUAUAUUUAACAAGCUAUUCAAGAGCUCAUUCUCAAAGUGAAGAGAACUACUAACACGUUUCGUUGAAAGAAAUUUGUUUCAUCUUGCAAACGAAAAACUCUGAUAUUGUUCUGAAUUUAUUUUUCUUUUUGAGAAUUUUACUAUCUGACCACAAUGAAUGUCGCAAGAAGGAGUAUAUAUAUGGGUGACCAAAAUUAUGUGCCCAAGAAAUCUAAUGUGAAUUUUGUUUCUCAAUUCGAUUUGAUGAUGUUACCUGAAUAUACAGAGUCUCCUGGAGCCUUGAAAUAUCGGAAGAAAACCUGCCUUCGAUCAUACAAACCAUUGGAUAAAGCACCAAACCCAAAUGAUUAUCGGAAAGUUGGUUGUGAAUAUUUACUUAGAAUGCGAAAGUAUGAUGGAAUGACUGAAAUCGACGGCCAGUCUAUAAUGAUCUUUAUCUACCCGGAAAUGCUUUUGACGUACGAAACAUUGAAAGAGUUGGGCCAUCCUGAAAUUCAACCAUCGAAGCUUCCAUUGCGCAGCAUGAAAGAGUUUAAGAGACCCGAAUACUUUCUCGAGAUCGAGAAAACUGAUGAGUUUGUUUACCAUAUGAAACGAGCAAAAUUUACUCCGUUACUCUUUUCCUGCGUUUAUUGUGAUUGGGACUCGACUGAUCUAUCGAAGGUGAAAAAACAUUUAUUUGGACUAAAAGUCGGGAAAAAGGAAAAAAGUUUCCUUGUGAUCGAAUGUAAAGAGAGAAUGAUAAAAGAUGGAAUCCAAUUUCCAUCUGAUGAAGUUCCAAUCGAUCAUCCACCACCUCGCAUGUUCCCUUGGGCUCUAAUCAAAUGUGUCAACCCAGAGGUGUUGAGAGCUAGAGGAAAAUUCACAUUAACAGAGACAAUUAAAGCUCAAUGGAAUCAGUUAAUGUUUGACAAGCGGCCCAAAAAACAUCGACCUGUCAAUUAAUUAUGUUCUACUUAUUCGAUUUUUGUUUUACUGACCUGAAACUGUCUAUACCAAUUAGCACCUUCGUCAGCUUAAUGUAAUUUCGAAGUGAAAAACAAAUUAAUGAAUAAAAAUCAGGAUUUCCAAUUAGAAA
This is a messenger RNA of Panonychus citri (citrus red mite), 1334 nucleotides long. RefSeq lists its product as uncharacterized. NCBI's taxonomy places the organism in Eukaryota, Metazoa, Arthropoda, Arachnida, Trombidiformes, Tetranychidae. Bases 410 to 1201 code for a protein of 263 amino acids. The record is from RefSeq and is a predicted model, not a curated record. The transcript has 2 exons.